This is a messenger RNA of Panthera uncia (snow leopard), 3414 nucleotides long. It is a transcript of the gene DGKA, whose product is annotated as diacylglycerol kinase alpha. NCBI's taxonomy places the organism in Eukaryota, Metazoa, Chordata, Mammalia, Carnivora, Felidae. The record is from RefSeq and is a predicted model, not a curated record. Bases 669 to 3005 code for a protein of 778 amino acids. Gene Ontology annotation, molecular function: calcium ion binding; ATP-dependent diacylglycerol kinase activity. Gene Ontology annotation, biological process: intracellular signal transduction; lipid phosphorylation; diacylglycerol metabolic process. The transcript has 24 exons. Gene Ontology annotation, cellular component: plasma membrane.
GGCCUUCUAUAUGCAGGUGUUACACUGGUACUUUUCAUACAGGAUUUAACUUCAUACUCACAACUGUGACAGAUAGGUAUCAUUCUUCCCAUUUUACAGAUAUAAUUUGUCCAAAUCACACAGCAGUAUCAGAUCUAAGGAUGGGACCCAGAUAUGACUAACCCUAGUUUUGCUUGACUCCUAGACAGUGCUAUACUAUACUAAUGUAAGAUAUAACUGUUAUUGCUGUUAUUGAAUCUUCAAGCCAAGUUGCCCUCUGCUACUUGGCCCUUGUUGUCAGUGGUCAGCAUGAUCCGCGUGAGGGUCCCUGGGUCCCAAGGCUGUAAGUUAGGGCUCCCUAAACACUGGUAAUCUAGCAGGGUGUAAGGAAAAACCUGAAUCUGAGACUCCUGCGCUCAGCUCAACCCUCCUAGAACUGGGAGGCCAGACGGAUAGAUGUUCAGAGACUUCUCCUACCUCCUUCCAGUCGCGUGCCAGCCUGGGGUCCCCGCCCUUCCCCAGUAGAGCUCUGCGGGACUCAGGCGAGGCGGGGCCAGGGCUGGGGACACGGCCAGAGCUGGUUCUGUGUCGCGCGCGUCAAAAGCGCUAGAGGUCGUUGAGGGGCGUGGGUGGUUCGGGAAGUGGGCGGCUGAGUAGUGCUGAGGACCGAGGCCCCGAGGCGGAGCAAGAUGGGAUCGUGGCCGGGGAGGCGUGCCACAGCCGCUGUGGGAACGGCCGGAAAGAGUUACCCUUGGAAGCAGAGGCCCAGGCAGAGGUAUUACCAAGUCAUCUUUGUGGCCCUCCUUCAGAAUAAAAGAAAGAUGGCCAAGGAGAGGGGCCAAAUAAGCCCCAGUGAUUUUGCCCAGCUGCAGAAGUACAUGGAAUACUCCACCCAAAAGGUCAGUGAUGUCCUAAAGCUCUUUGAGGAUGGCGAAAUGGCUGAAUAUCUCCAAGGAGAUGCCAUUGGGUACAAGGGAUUCCAGGAAUUUUUGAAAGUCUAUCUGGAAGCAGAUAAUGUUCCCAAUCACCUAAGUCUGGCACUGUUUGAAUCCUUCAAGACGGGUCACUGUUUAGAAGACGCUGUGAAAAAUGAUCUGGUAUGUCUCAGUGAUGUCUCCUGCUACUUUUCCCUUCUGGAGGGUGGCCGGCCAGAAGACAAGCUAGAAUUCACCUUCAAGCUGUACGACACGGACAGAAAUGGGAUCCUGGACAGCUCAGAAGUGGACAGAAUCAUCAUACAGAUGAUGCGAGUAGCUGAAUACCUGGAUUGGGAUGUGUCUGAGCUGAGGCCGAUUCUUCAGGAGAUGAUGAAAGAGAUUGACUAUGAUGGCAGCGGCUCUGUCUCCCUAGCUGAGUGGCUCCGGGCUGGGGCCACCACCGUGCCACUGCUAGUGCUACUGGGUCUGGAGAUGACUCUGAAGGACAAUGGGCAACACAUGUGGAGACCCAAGAGGUUCCCCCGACCAGUCUACUGCAACCUGUGCGAGUCAAGCAUUGGUCUUGGCAAACAGGGGUUGAGCUGUAACCUCUGUAAGUACGUCGUUCAUGACCAGUGUGCCAUGAAGGCCUUGCCUUGUGAAGUCAGCACCUAUGCCAAGUCCCGGAAGGACAUUGGUGUCCAAUCACAUGUGUGGGUGAGAGGAGGCUGUGAGUCUGGCCGAUGUGACCGCUGUCAGAAAAAGAUCCGCAUUUACCACAGUCUGGUCGGACUGCAUUGUGUGUGGUGCCACCUAGAGAUUCAUGAUGACUGCCUGCAAACCAUGGGUCAUGAGUGUGACUGUGGGCUGCUCCGGGAUCACAUCCUGCCUCCAUCUUCCAUCUAUCCCAGCGUCCUGGCCUCUGGACAGGAGCGUAAAAUUAACAAAGCAAGCCAGAAGACCACAGAUGAUUUAAGUUUGAGCACCUUUGAGGCUCUGCGGAUUGACCCUGUUUCUAACACCCACCCACUUCUGGUCUUUGUCAACCCUAAGAGUGGCGGGAAGCAGGGGGAGAGGGUGCUUUGGAAAUUCCAGUAUCUACUAAACCCUCGACAGGUGUUCAACCUCCUAAAAGAUGGUCCUGAGCCAGGGCUCAGAUUCUUCAGAGAUGUUCCUGGUUACCGGAUUUUGGUGUGUGGUGGAGAUGGCACAGUAGGCUGGAUUCUAGAGACCAUAGACAAAGCCAACUUACCAGUUGUGCCCCCUGUUGCCGUGUUGCCCCUGGGCACUGGAAAUGAUCUGGCUCGUUGCCUAAGAUGGGGAGGAGGAUAUGAGGGACAGAAUUUGGGGAAGAUCCUCAAGGAUUUAGAGAUGAGUAAGGUGGUACAUAUGGAUCGGUGGUCCGUGGAGGUGAUACCUCAACAAACUGAAGAAAAGAGUGACCCAGUCCCCUUUCAAAUCAUCAAUAACUACUUCUCCAUUGGUGUGGAUGCCUCUAUUGCUCACCGAUUCCACAUCAUGCGAGAGAAAUAUCCUGAGAAGUUCAACAGCAGAAUGAAGAACAAGCUAUGGUAUUUCGAAUUCGCCACUUCUGAAUCCAUCUUCUCAACAUGCAAAAGGCUGGAGGAGUCUUUAACAGUUGAGAUCUGUGGGAAACCACUGGAUCUGAGCAACCUGUCCCUAGAAGGCAUCGCAGUGCUGAACAUCCCUAGCAUGCAUGGUGGUUCCAAUCUCUGGGGUGAUACGAAGAAACCCCAUGGAGAUAUCCAUGGGAUCAACCAGGCCUUGGGCGCUGCAGCUAAAGUCAUCACCGACCCUGAUAUCCUGAAAACCUGUGUACCAGACCUAAGCGACAAGCGGCUGGAAGUGGUAGGGCUGGAGGGUGCAAUUGAGAUGGGCCAGAUUUAUACCAAGCUCAAGAAUGCUGGACAUCGGCUGGCCAAGUGCUCUGAAAUCACCUUCCACACCACAAAAACCCUUCCCAUGCAAAUUGAUGGAGAACCCUGGAUGCAGACACCCUGUACAAUCAAGAUCACCCACAAGAACCAGAUGCCCAUGCUUGUGGGCCCACCCCCUCGCUCCUCCAAUUUCUUUGGCUUCUUGUGCUGAAGGGGACACCUCAGCCUCCAAGCCAGCCUUGAACCCACCUCUUCAUCCCUGGACUCUACUCCUAGGCUCUGUACAUUGCUGCCACACCCUCCUGCCAGCUCAGGAGAGUGUUUCUUCACCCUCAAAAUAUUUAUUAUCCUGCACCACUUCCACUAUUCGCCAUGCACAUGUGCGUGCACACACACACACACACACACACACACACACACAUACAUUGAAAGUGCCUCAUCUAAAUAAAAUGACUUUUUCCCCCCACUGGGAUAUCUGUUAAGUAAAUGGUACACCUCCUUUCUGUAUACCUCCACUCUGUAAAUGAUAUAGAUUCUCCCAGAAGCAAGAACAUAAAACAGCACGAGGUUCUGAGUAUUUAUUUCAGUUAAUGGUAGUUUCCAAGGGAGGACUGAGAAAA